Molecule: messenger RNA, 4017 nt
Organism: Lingula anatina
Lineage: Eukaryota; Metazoa; Brachiopoda; Lingulata; Lingulida; Lingulidae
Product: malignant fibrous histiocytoma-amplified sequence 1 homolog
Biological process (GO): regulation of apoptotic process
Cellular component (GO): cytoplasm
Molecular function (GO): protein binding
Source: RefSeq, a predicted model, not a curated record
AUGGCUUACAGACAAGUAACAGCGGGGAGAGAGAGUCUUGACCUCUUGCAUAGGCUACAGUUGUCUCCACAGUCCACGAAAUCAGACACUGUGCUGGAAUGGACUGAGCUUCAUAUAGAUUCUGCUGAUAUAGACAACCUACCAGAGUCCAUUGACAGGUGCAGAAAUGUUAAGAAGAUCUAUGCAUCACGUAACAUGUUAUCUUCUUUGCCACAGUCCAUAUCCAACCUGCCACACCUCACAGUGUUGGACCUAUCCCACAAUGCCUUCACUACAUUUCCCAUAGCACUGUGUGGCUUGACUAACCUAGAGGAGCUGAACCUGUCAGACAACCAGCUAUCUGACAUACCAGGGGAGGAUAUCACUAGUUUAAAGGGGCUUAGAAUAUUAUUCCUUGAUAACAAUGCCUUCGCUACAUUCCCAGAAGAACUAUGUGACUUGACUAACCUAGAGGAGCUACACCUGUCAGACAACAAGCUAUCUGACAUACCAGGGGAUAUCACUAGGUUAAAGGGGCUUAGAAUAUUAUUCCUCGAUAACAAUUCCUUCGCUACAUUCCCCAAAGAACUAUGUGGCUUGACUAACCUAGAGAAGCUGUACCUGUUUUUCAACCAGCUAUCUGACAUACCAGUGGAUAUCGCCAGGAUGGAGGGGCUUAGAUUAUUCUGGCUCCAUGAAAAUGCCUUCACUAUCUUCCCCAUAGCACUAUGUGGCUUGACUAAGCUAGAGGAGCUGGACAUGGUUGACAACGAGCUAUCUGAAAUACCAGUGGAUAUCAACAGGAUGGAGGGGCUUAGAAUAUUCUGGGUUCAUGACAAUGCCUUUACUACAUUCCCCAUAGCACUGUGUGGCUUGAUUGGCCUAGAAAAGCUGGACCUGUCUCACAACAAGCUAUCUGACGUACCAGUGGAUAUCAGCAAGAUGGAGGGACUUAAACUAUUCUGGCUCAAUAACAAUGACUACACUACAUUCCCCAUAGCACUGUGUGGCUUGACUAAUCUAGAGAAGCUGUACCUGGAUAACAACAAGCUAUCUGACAUACCAGAGGACAUCACAAAAAUGACUAAACUUCAGAUACUCAAACUGGAAUCCAAUAACAUCACUCAUUUGCCACGUCAGAUCUGUAAUAUGGAAACAAAUCUAAAUGUGACAGAUAAUCCUCUGGUGCAACCACCUAAACAUAUUGCCAACAGGGGGCUAGGUGCCAUCAAGAGGUACUUCGAGGCAUUAACUGACACCAAUGCAAUCCAGUCAAGCAGAAUACAGGUCAGCUUUCUUGGUGAAACAGAAGCAGGAAAAACUAGCAUUUCACGUACAUUGCAACUUGGACAGUCAAUCCUCACAAAGAAGGCAGACAGGACAAGAGUGGUGGAGCAGGGAACAUGGGAGGCUGAUGAAGAUAUUGCCUUCAAUAUCAAUGACUUUGGUGGACAUGAUGCCUACAGAAUAGGACAUCCCAUAUUUAUCUCCACUAGUGGCUUGGUUUUCGUCACUUUCAAUCUGUCUAAAUAUGAUGCAGGAAAUGAGGGUCAUUUUAAGCUGCACAUUGGAGAUUGGAUUGACAAGGGACAAGCACAGAUGCCAGGAAUACAAAUAGCCCUAAUUGGAACUCACCUUGAUGAGGUUGAAAUCACACAAGUAGAAACAAAAUGCUCUGCAAUAAACAGGAAGCUUGAAGAACAUGCAGAUGAAAAGAAAAGGUGGUAUCAAGCACAAAAGGAGACAUGUGAGAACAAAAUGAAAGAAAUACCUGAAGCCCAAAAGUCUCUCCGCCAGGCCUACCAAAGCAAAGCAGAUCAUCUGGAGACCUUGCACGGUCAGAUGCAACCCAUCUAUGAGCAUAUAUUCACAGUGAGUUCAAAAACCUAUAAAGGAGUUCCAGAGCUGAGAGACUACCUUGUUACUUUUGCCAGGACAAGUGCUGAAUUUCUACCAGAAAUGUGGGUGGAAGCAGCCAAGAAUAUCUGCACCAAGAAAACUGAAGGCUCUGAAAACACACUCAGCUGGGAAGUGAUUGAAGACCUCAUUCUGCAAAAUGCACCUACAUCAUGGAAAAAAAUGUCAAAAGAAGAUAAAGAGCAAACAAUUUAUGACAUCUUAAGUUUCCUAGCUCACCGUGGAGACAUCAUUUGGUAUGAUAGAUGCCCUUCACUGAUGAAAGUAGUUUUCCACAAGCAAGAGAUUCUAGUAAAUGUUCUCAAGGCAGUCCUCACUCAUGAUAAAGAUGAAGUAUCACAGAAGCUCCAGAAGUCCAUGAAGAUUACAAAAAGGGAAGCAUCUGAAAUAGAAGAAGACAUCUUCAGCAGAGGAAUUGUUUCUAAACAAGCUAUGAGUUGCCUGUGUGAGUCUUUCAAAUUGUUAAGCACUGAAGUUGAUGUCAUGACAGAACUCAUGCAGAAACUGGAGCUGUGCUAUCAAGUCCAGGAAGAUGAUUCCCUUCCAUCCAAUACCUCAUUCCACUUUCCAUGGCUCCUCAGUGAAGAAAGACAACCUGAGCUAGACACCAAAUGGCCCAGCAAGGUUCCCCCAGACACUAUACAACUUACCCUGCAGGUGCUCUUUCGAUACAAAUGUCCCGAUGGCUUGUAUGAGAAAUUUUCGGUUCGUCAGCACAAGCAUCUUGGACUCAUGAAGACCAUGCGAAUGGACUGGAAGGAUGGGGUGUAUGCAAAACUUGAGCAAUGCAAAAUGCAGAUGACACGGGGCCAAAACCAGGCAAAUUCAAAUGCAGUCAGCCAAGAUCCAGACUGGGUUAUCAGCAUUGCUGUCCGUGGAUCACAUCUUUCAGACUUGUGGGGUGUUCUCACACAAGGCCACAGUGACCUCAUGGACAUUAUAAAAGAGGACUGGCCUGGACUGUCAUAUAGCAAGUAUCUGGUUUGUCCCCACUGUGUGAGUGAGGAAAGUCAGGACCCAACCCUCUUUCCUGGAGAGAUACUUGACCUAACCCUGGGGACAGCUUCCAAACCAAGACAGGUGCUAUGUGUCAACACCGGUGUCUCCAUUCCUGCAGAUCUGGUUUACCCACCUAGCUGGCAGGAAGUUCUGCGUAAUGAAAAGCCAAAGCUGUGUGAAAACAUCACAGAACCCUGUCUCCUGGACAUGUUGGAUGUGUUCCUCCAAGAAGGCAUCAUCACCAACCGUGAAGCUGAGACAGUAAAAACUGAGCCCUCGACUGAUAGGGUGAAAUGUCCAAAGAAAGUUGAAGUAUUCCUGGAUAUUAUAACCAGGAAACCUGUCAAAGCAUAUGUUACACUGUGUCGAUGUCUUCAGGAACAAGAACAGACUGAUCUUCUUGAAUUGAUCCAGUAACGGGACUUUCCUAUACAAAUCAAACUUUCACAGAAUUAAAGGGGUCAAGGUUUUAAUUUAUCAAUUGAAUACCUCAAGGAAAAUGGACAAAGUGAGGUAGCUUCAAUAGACCUAGUGGACAAGAGAACAGACUGUAUGGACUCACCACCUGUCCCAGCCGUGUUAUGUAGUUGGUAUUCUCAAAUGUUCAGCAAUCUUCGAUGUACUCAAAAAAUUUGACUAUUCUUUUUGACAGAUAAAUUCAAAAAGUAAAUCUUGGUCAACUGAACUAGGGCAUUUACUUACAAUGUACCCGGUGACUUGAGGCAUGAAGGCUCAAAGUUGAUCCAGUUACCCAUAGUGUGUGGGCACAGAGCAGCCAUCUUUCCAAGUGAUGUGGAGGAUGAUGAUCCAAAACAGUCUGUGCUGCUGACUUGUGAUGAACAACAGCCGGCUGCAGACUCAGAGCACAGUAUCAACAGUUUAUCUCUGCCAAGCAGUGCGUCAGACAGUAGCUCUCCCAGCACACGGAGCACCAGCAGCACUGGACUAAACUCUCUGCAAACCUUUAACCCUCAUCCUAAACUAGCCAAUCACAAUGGGUUCCGAGACAGGUCACCAAGCCAAGUGGCCAUGAUUCAUCAGCCACCGCAGUGGUUUAACGCCAGCUCCCUGCCUCACACCAGAUCAACAGCAGAUAGUUAUCACUGCUCCAGGUCACCCACA